This is a messenger RNA of Verticillium alfalfae VaMs.102, 1170 nucleotides long. Its product is annotated as catabolite repression protein creC. The record is from RefSeq and is a predicted model, not a curated record. Bases 1 to 1170 code for a protein of 389 amino acids. Gene Ontology annotation, biological process: carbon catabolite repression of transcription. Gene Ontology annotation, cellular component: nucleus; cell tip; cell division site. Gene Ontology annotation, molecular function: protein binding. The transcript has 7 exons. NCBI's taxonomy places the organism in Eukaryota, Fungi, Ascomycota, Sordariomycetes, Glomerellales, Plectosphaerellaceae.
AUGACCAAGAGCAACUCGUCAUUCAUCUCCCGCGUUAUCGUCAACGAGAACCUCUCCAAGAAACUAACCGACAGAAAGCCGGAGGGUGUCUUUUGCUUCGCCAACAUCAACCGUGCCUUCCAGUGGCUGGACCUGUCGGCCUGGCAGAAGCAAGAUUAUCUGACCAAGAUUCUGUUCACCAGGGCGCAUUGCUUGUGCCACGACAUCAACCCCGUGACGAAGAGCCUGGGCCACAUUGACGUGAUCAUGGGCUUCUCCACGGGCGAGAUCAUCUGGUGGGAGCCAGUGUCUCAGCGCUACACGCGUCUGAACAAGAAUGGCAUCAUCAACGGCACCCCCGUGUCUGAGAUUCGGUGGAUUCCCGGCUCAGACAACCUCUUCCUCGCGGGCCACAUGGAUGGCUCGCUUGUGGUGUACGACAAGGAGAAGGAGGAUGCGCCUUUUGUGCCCGAGGAGGAGCUGGCGACGAACGGCGUGGCCAAUGGCGACACCGACGCCACCGACUCUGGCGAGUCCAGCGCGCCCAAGAACGUCAAUCCGAACACGCGAAUCCACAUUUACAAGUCUGUGCACUCCAAGAACCAAAAGGUCAACCCGGAUGGCUCGCUGAGGAUCAUUGACUACCUGAAGGAGGACGUGUGCUGGUCGCCUGACGGCAAGUAUGUUCUUACAGGCGGACAAGAUGACCUGAUCUCCAUCUGGUCUGUCAUCGAUCACGCCAUCAUCGCUCGCUGCCAAGGCCAUCAGUCCUGGGUCACCUCGGUGGCGUUUGACCCGUGGCGAUGCGAUGACAAGAACUACCGGUUCGGCAGCGUCGGCGAGGACCGCAGGUUGUGCCUAUGGGAUUUCAACGUCGGCAUGUUGAGCAGGCCAAAGGCGGCGUCCGUCCGCCAGCGAGGCUCGAUUUCUUCUCGUUUCCCCGGCUCCACGUCGCUGCAGCGCCUCGAGACAGGUAACACGACGACUAGUGGACGUCUGCGGUCCAACUCUGCCCUCUCGACGGCGGAUAUCGGUGACGACGAGGAGGGCAUCGUCCACCCUGUGGAGCCCCGCUCACACACUGCCAUGCUCCCGCCUGUCAUGUCCAAGGUCAUCCACCCUAGUCCCAUGUGCUGGCUCGAGUUCACCGAGGACUACAUCAUGACAAGCUGCAAGUCUGGUAUGCUAUGA